UUUUUCGAUGUUCGUUUGAAGAAGAAGAGAUAAGAGACCAAAACACAGAACACAAAUUGAGCGGUGAGUUAACAAAACAACAAUGGCAUCAUCAUCAACAUUAUCUUCACUUCCAUUGCAACAUAGUUUCACCUCUAACUUGAACACUUCUUCUCAAUUUUCCAACAAAACUUCAAGGUUCUUAAUUUUCGCUCAGAAGAAAGCAAAGAAAACCCGAAAGAUUAUAUUGAAGGAAGAUAUUCUUAAUGUUGGAAAGAAAGGAGAGCUUCUUGAUGUGAAGGCUGGAUUUUUCAGAAAUUAUUUGUUUCCUAGUGGCAAAGCUCAGAUUGCAACUGCCGAUUUGCUUAAGGAAUUGAAGAUAGAGGAAGAAAGAAUUGAGGCUGAGAAACAACGGGUAAAAGAAGAGGCACUGCAACUUGCUCAAAUUUUGGAAUCAGUUGGGGCUUUCAAGGUGAAGCGUAAAGGUGGUAAAGGAAAACAAAUCUUCGGAAGUGUUACGGCUCAAGAUCUUGUUGACAUUAUCAAGGCACAGCUUCAAAGGGAGGUGGACAAGAGAAUUGUUGAACUUCCUGAGAUCAGGGAGACAGGAGAAUAUAUUGCAGAGUUAAAACUUCACCCUGAGGUUACAGCUAAAGUGAGUGUGAAUGUUUUAGCUAACUGAGCACUAAUAUGUUUCAAAAUGCCAUAUGCUAGAUGCACAAUUGGGAGUCACACAAUUGCACAAGUUGAAGGUGCAUCACCAUCUUUUGCGUUAUGAUGAUAAAUGUUCAGACUGUAUUCAAGCUUGCACAGUAGUUUUUGUAACUAUAGCUCAUGGCUCGGAUGAGACGAUGAGGGAAUCUUAAUGGACACUCUCAGAUGUGUGGACAUUGUUGGUUAUUUUAACAUUUUUGUUUGUCUUUUGGUAUCCCCUCCUUGAAUCAAUUUUCAGGACAAUAUUUGUAAUGUUGUACUUUAUGAGAAAAAUAUUUUAUUUUUUGGCAAUUCAUUGA
This is a messenger RNA of Medicago truncatula (barrel medic), 992 nucleotides long. Its product is annotated as 50S ribosomal protein L9, chloroplastic. Gene Ontology annotation, cellular component: ribosome. The transcript has 6 exons. Gene Ontology annotation, molecular function: structural constituent of ribosome. The record is from RefSeq and is a predicted model, not a curated record. Bases 83 to 661 code for a protein of 192 amino acids. Lineage: Eukaryota; Viridiplantae; Streptophyta; Magnoliopsida; Fabales; Fabaceae. Gene Ontology annotation, biological process: translation.